Molecule: messenger RNA, 4913 nt
Organism: Pichia membranifaciens NRRL Y-2026
Lineage: Eukaryota; Fungi; Ascomycota; Pichiomycetes; Pichiales; Pichiaceae
Exons: 1
Coding region: 418-4632 (1404 amino acids)
Source: RefSeq, a predicted model, not a curated record
GGCGUGUUAGCAUUAUUCCACAUGGUAAUUUUUUUUUGCCAGGAUUACCAGCUAACGGGCUCAACGCCUACGUAUUACAAAUACCGUUGGUGGUGGGCGUUCCCGUUGUGCAGCCUCCGUUCUCUGUACACAGACAAACCGAUUGGUGGCCUCCGCUUCACAAGCUACGCUCUGGAACGCUACGGCACCCCCCCACUACUGUGCGCUAUUAUACAACGCUCUCUCCCUGAAGAUCCGGUCUGGUCGUCUCCUCACACACUUGGAUAGACUACACCGCUGGCGUUGCAUCGAGCCUAGUCCCGCGUGUCUGCCUCCGCCGAUAAAAGCCGCCGUCACAGGCCCCGUUCCCCGACUGCACAGCGUCGUCGCCAGAGGCCCCUCCCCGCAGCAGCAACAGCCCGCUACCGCUAGACAGCAAUGGCGCCUGCACGCAAGGACACCGACGAAGAGCAAAACCUGGACACCCUGCUGUCGACAGAAAGCUCGGGGGACUUCACCGACGCCCUCAACUCGAACUUCCUCGACCCCGGCGUCUCCAACGGCGACGUGGACUGGUUGUUCCGGGGCAGAGAAGUCAAGAAGCUCACCAAACGCUCCAACACCAUCAACAACGAGGUCCAGUCGCAGUUGCUGCACGCCCAGCAGAAGGCCCUCGUCCAGUCGAAACAUGGCCGGGACUCUCCAACAAGCUCCAGCUCCACCAGUCUCCAGAACCUCGCCAACUCGCCCGCCACCGUCGACCAGCAGUCCGCCUCGACCAGCAGCCCCGGCGCCGCUGGCGCCGUUGCAGGCCCAGCAGGCAGUGCCGGCUUCAGCAGCAGCCACUAUUCGGCAGCACAACCAAAUUCCGCCCCUGUCGCAAUCCCUAUACCCAGCACGAGGAAGUCCGUGAACAGCUCCAACGUCAACUUGAACUCGGCAGUCUCCGCAAACUCCCUUUCCGACUUGCCCAUCAAGUCCUCCCUCAAGUCUGCCUCCCCGGCAAACAUCGGCAAUGGCUUGAAAAUAGAUACCUCCAUGAUACACUCUUCUUCCCCCCACUCCUCUACCUCCCCCUCGAAUAACGAUACAUCCGUGCCGCUGGCCUUUUCAGCCAGCUCGUCCUCCCACAGAUCGAUUUCUUCGCCAAUGGAUCCUGCCCCACCGGCUUCUGCAUUGGUCUCAAGUCCUGCAUCGGCCUUAAACUCCAAUCCAAACUCAACCUCAACCCCGACCACUCCAACAAACAGAUCGAGAUCGUCUUCGCUACUAUUCGGAAGAUCUAAAUCUCCCUCCAAUGCCAGUGAACACAAACCGGCAAAGAAGUCUUUACUAUCUUCCUUGUCCUCAAAGUUGAAACCAGGUUCCCAUUCUACUUCCACAGCACCCGCAACUAGCACUUCUCCUUCGCCAGCUGCAGCACCAAAGGCUUCUGCACCUUCUUCUCCUUCGGUAUCGAGACAUCCAACACCGGUAGCCCCCCAUCCGGUGAAGAUUUCUCCACCUAUUCACAACAACAGCUCUGAUAACUCUUUGACUAAGCUAGCACAUGUACACAAUUUUGAAAACACCCAUCCAACCACUUCUCUGAGUGCGUCUGACAAACUUUUGGAUUCAGUUUCGUUUAGCCGGGUUUCUUUUGCAUUAGAUGGCUUAGUCGAAGAUCCACAGCAACAGAUCCCUUCUCGUCGUCCGAAAAGAGGUAACGUCCUAAUCCCCGAAGAUAUGCUGGCACCUCCUCCGAAACUUUCAAUAGGUAUCACGAACAGUUUCAAUGAACAGACAAAAGCUGAAAGACCAAAAGUCGACCCAAAGUUAUAUGAGCAAGCGCUUGCUAGACAAAACUUUUUUACUGCCGAAUCUAAAAAACAUUCAGAAGAGGCCCACAUUGCUGCUCUGAGAAUGGCAAAAGAGGUUUCCUCAUUCAAGAAAAGAAGGGGUUCUUUCCUUAAAUCUGAUGAUGAUGAUGACGAUGAAGAAGAGGAUAUCACCGAUUCCCGAUUCGUUGGUGGAGAUGACAAGCUGGAUAUAGACACGCCGUUACAUGAACACAUCGAUUAUUUCGGACAUGAGGAAAAUAAUUCGAGCUCGAGCUCAACGAACGAAGAAACUGAUCGUGAUAUCUCUCUUGAAACUUUGUAUACCCGCUGCUGCCAUCUAAGGGAGAUCUUACCUAUACCUGCGACAUUGAAGCAAUUGAAAGGUAGAUCGAAACCUCUACAUGUUUUGAAAAUGCUGAACCCUAAACCAACCUUGAUUGACAUUUUGUCAUUUUCAGAUUUCUUAGCCAUUGCUCCAGUUAUUUCUGUUAUCCUCGAUAACGUUACCAUUGAUACUGAAAUGUUAAGAAUCAUACUUAUCAGCUUAAAAAACUCCAAAAUGUUGGACAAAUUGUCUUUGAGAAAUGUCCCUAUAGAUGCAGAAGGAUGGAAGUAUUUAUGCAAAUUCUUGAGACUUAAUACUAGCAUUCAAAAACUCGACAUCUCGCAACAGCGUGUCAAAAAGAGCUCAGACCAUUCCAAAACGGUACGUUCCGAUUUGGACUGGGAUCUGUUCACAGAUACCUUGAUCUUGCGUGGUGGGAUGGAAGAGUUGGUGAUACACGGAUGCUGCUUGAGUACUGAUCAACUGAACAAUUUGGUAAGUAAAGCUUUAGUUUUGAAAACCAAGAGACUUGGAUUUGCAUCCGCUCAACUCGAUGUCGAAAAGAUGUCGAUUUUGGCCAAAUGGAUCUCCACUCCGAACACAACAUGUAAUGGAAUCGAUUUUGCUUUCAACGAUUUGUCACAAGGUCAAUUGAUGCCAAUAAAUAACAUGCUGAAACAGAGAAGCUCAGACAUCAAACUUCAGUUCUUUUCUCUAAACUCGACGAACGUCCGAUUGAAAGAAUGCUCCGAAUUAAUUCAAAACUUAUCAGCCUUACCCUCUCUUAGAUUCUUGGAUUUGAGUAAUAAUGCACAUCUCUUCCCGGAUAUUAUCCCCGUCUUGAGAGAUUAUUUACCUAAGUAUCCGGAUUUGAGAAGAUUACAUUUUGAUUUUGACAAUUUGACAGAAUUUGCUAUCGUUCAAUUGUGUGUGAUUUUCCAGCAGUGUCCUAGACUAGUGCAUGUUUCAUUUUUGGGUAACAACAAGAUUACAUCAAAAUCUGCUUCGGCAUUGUAUUCUGCGGUUAAACAUUCUCAUAUAUACAACAUUGAUAUGGAUUAUGAUGGGUUAGAUGAAGAAUUAGUGUCAAGAAUUGCCUUCUAUUUGAUGAGAAACAUGGAAAAUCUUCUGAACUUCAGUGUGAAUCCUAAAUGUUCCGACAUAAAGACAUCUAGUACGAAGUCCGUGGUGGAUUCAGAAUCUAUUAUUACCUCGGGUGUGAUAGCUAAAGAUGAAGAUCUUAUCUUCGAUGGUUCCUUAUUGACAAAGGCAGCUGAACAUUUGUUAGAGAAUGGUUCUCAUAUAUCAGGCGAAGAGCGCAUGGUCAUUUACCGUGCCUUGGUUGAAAAAACCGUCAAACUACGUACAGAAAUCCACGACUCAAUGAAUAAAUUAUUCGAGGCUCGUGAAAAAGGAAGAUUAUCGAUUGAAGGUAAGGAGAAUUUGUUAAGAUUCUGCUUAUUAGAUGAUUCUUUGGAAAACAUUUUAGAUAUUUUCUCUGAUGAAGUUUCAGCAGAAAAGGGCAGCUCAGGUGGCCAGAGCAACUCUUCUGACAAUAACGGCGAUCACGUUUCUUCAAGACCUGGUAUGAUCAGAAGAUUAUCAUCCCAACUUACUAGACAUCAUUCAUCUGAGGAUGUUAUACAAACUGGUCCGAUUGUAAGUGGAGAAUUCUACCAGCAUAAUGAUGAAAUAAUACCCACAGUUGCAACCGAAGCACCACAUAUUGUCGUCGCUGAUGCAGAUAGUGUUCCUGUCGAUAGCACAACUGGUAAACGUGUUUUGAUGAGAAAGUUCUCUCAAACCAGUGUUCAUUCUAAGAAGUUGGAGGAAGAAGAAGGUGAAUUACAUAGAUGGGGUUUCUUCGUCCAGCAACAAAAUGAUAUCAUGCCUGAUGACUCACAGAAUGUAGCAAAGCUGAAAGAAGAAGAGAAAGAAAGAGAAAGACUAAGAAUAGAGGCUGAAAAGGCCGAAAAGGAAAGGCUCAAGAGUGAGGCAGAAAAAAAGAAGUUGAAGAUUAACACUAUACCUUCAGGCUCAGAGUUGAGGGAAACAAUUAUGAAAGCCAAGGGUAUUGAAAGUAUCACUGAUCUUAUUAAAAAAGUCAAUAAAGAUUUUACAACAGUGGAGACCAUCUAUAAACACGCAGAUGCUAAGAGGGCGGCAUCCAGGAAUCAAGAUACUAGCUCCUCUGGAGGUUCUCCUAUUUCUCCAAGCGGUAAGUCUGGGAUUGGAAGUGGUAACGUUCAGUCUACCAAGUCUUCCGACAUCUCGAAGAUUUCUGCAGCAGAUACUGAUAUCAGUGCAGCUGAAUCCAAAACAGUAUUCGGUGAGGACCGAGUUUCCAAUAGGGCAUCUAGUCCAGAUAUAGAUGCCUCUGCAAUUGACAAUACGUUGUCUCCAACAGUCAGUAUUAGUUCCAUAAACGAGGGUGACAUAAAGGACCAGGCUGAUGAAGUUUACGAAAGAAUUUUGAAUAACGUUAUUCGUGUUCGCUCGAACAAAUAAAAAGUUAAUCAUCACUUUCGACACAUUUUUACAAUUGCUUUUUUAUUAUUAUUCUUUCAAAACCUUGUGAUGCAUGACGACGUUCCAUUCAGCUAUGAAAUGCAAGCUAAAAAGAAAAAGCAAAUACACAUAUUUUUAUAAACAUACACUAGGGCUUAUAAUGCUAUUAUCCACAUACUACUUACACAUAACGUAAUCUUGUAUAUUCUUUUUUAACCAUUUGCAGUUCUUUAUAUAAAAAACGUUUAUAGAACAACUGUUUUAAACUGAUUUUUGGGUCG